AUGUCCAAUUGUGAACCAUCAAGACAACCAAUAGGUACAGGAAUGUUGUAUGAUACGACUCUCAAAUUGUAUGAUUCUUCUAAUCCGACUGAUGGACCCUUCGAUCUUUUAAAAGACUUUGAAAAUUUAGAGAAUUCAGGAUUUAAAAAAGAAAUUUCAACAAAAAUAAUAAUACCUGAUUGGCAAGAGGAUCACAAUGAAACAUGGAUUAUGGAAAUGAUAAGUGCUGAUAUUAAUGGAUAUCUUAAAUUUUUAAAUAAUUACACACUUAAUCAUGUUAUCAACAAAAAAGUUCAUAUUAUUGGUAAUGGUAUAGGAGCUCAUAUUGCUGGUUUAGUUGGUGCUCAUUUUCAAAAUCAUACAAUUGAUCGAAUAACUGGACUUGAUCCAGCAUCAAGUGGUUUUGAAAAUGCACUACGUAAACAUCGUCUUGAUAGAACUGAUGCUGAAUUUGUUGAUGUUAUACAUACAUGUAUUGAUAUGAUUGGUAUUAAACAAGCAAUCGGAGAUGUUGAUUUUUAUCCAAAUGGUGGAAUGUGUAAUAGGCAACCUGGAUGCGAAUCAGCUGGACAAAAUUCUUCCCAGUCAUUAUAUACUUGUGGACACAGUAAAGCAGCUCAAUACAUGACUCAAUCUAUAAGUGAACCAAAAAAAUUUAUGGCAACACAAGAUCUGUGUGGAAAAAAAAAUAAAACAGCUGCAUAUAUGGGUGAAAAGGCUGAUCGUAAUAUCCUAGGACGUUAUAGUUUAAAUAUAAAAGAAUAG
Messenger RNA from Aphidius gifuensis, 765 nucleotides. Its product is annotated as inactive pancreatic lipase-related protein 1-like. The record is from RefSeq and is a predicted model, not a curated record. Bases 1 to 765 code for a protein of 254 amino acids. The transcript is spliced from 3 exons. NCBI's taxonomy places the organism in Eukaryota, Metazoa, Arthropoda, Insecta, Hymenoptera, Braconidae. Gene Ontology annotation, molecular function: lipase activity.